GGGGAGGAGGAGGAGGAGGUCGCGGCUUUGGCUCAGGCUUCAGCCGAGCGGUUUGCGGGCUGUCUUCUGAGAAGUGGUUUUUUUUUGUUUGUUGUUUUUUGUUUCCCCAAAAAGCAAAUGGCUGGCAGAGACGCAUAACCCGCCUCCACUCUUCGGAUUUGUGUUGGGUUUUCUCUUGCACCUUGAGAGUCGUGAUCGUCAUGCUGUGAUGUGUGCGGAUGGAGGAAUUGAUCACCUACACCUCCUGGAUCUCAGCGCGUUUUGGACAUGACUGAGUGUCUUCAGUGGGCCAGGUAUCGCUGGCAGCGGCUGAUGGGCAGCACACGCAGGGACGACGAGGAGAGGCCGUACAACUAUUCCUCUCUGCUCGCCUGUGGGAGUGUGCCCUCUCACACUCCCAAACUGGCAGCAAAGCACCGCGUUGUUGUCCCCCACCUUCGGCCCUUCAAGGAUGAGUAUGAAAAGUUCUCUGGUACCUACGUCAAUAACCGAAUACGAACAACAAAGUACACACUUCUAAAUUUUGUGCCAAGAAACUUAUUUGAACAAUUUCACAGAGCUGCCAAUUUAUAUUUCCUGUUUCUAGCUGUCUUGAACUGGGUGCCUUUGGUCGAAGCCUUCCAAAAGGAAAUUACGAUGCUGCCUUUGGUGGUAGUCCUUACGAUUAUCGCAAUUAAAGAUGGUUUGGAAGAUUACCGAAAAUACAAGAUUGACAAACAGAUCAAUAAUUUAGUAACUAAAGUUUACAGUAGGAAAGAGAAAAAAUAUGUCGACCAAUGCUGGAAAGACGUUGCUGUUGGGGACUUCAUUCGCCUUUCCUGUAAUGAGGUUAUUCCUGCAGACAUGGUCUUACUCUUUUCCACCGAUCCAGAUGGAAUCUGUCACAUUGAGACUUCGGGUCUCGAUGGAGAGAGCAAUUUAAAACAGAGGCAGGUGGUUCGGGGAUAUGCAGAGCAGGACUCUGAAGUUGAUCCAGAGAAAUUCUCCAGUAAGAUAGAAUGUGAAAGUCCAAACAAUGACCUCAACAGAUUCCGAGGCUACCUAGAACAUUCCAACAGAGAACGCGUGGGUCUCAGUAAAGAAAAUUUAUUACUUAGAGGAUGCACCAUUAGGAACACAGAGGCUGUUGUGGGCAUCGUGGUUUAUGCAGGCCAUGAAACCAAAGCAAUGCUGAACAACAGUGGUCCAAGGUAUAAGCGCAGCAAAUUAGAAAGAAGAGCAAAUACAGAUGUCCUCUGGUGUGUCCUACUUUUGCUUGUGAUGUGUUUAACUGGUGCAUUGGGUCAUGGAAUCUGGUUGAGUAGAUAUGAAAACAUAAUAUUUUUUAAUAUCCCGGAGCCUGAUGGACAUGUCAUAUCACCAGUGUUGGCAGGAUUCUAUAUGUUUUGGACCAUGAUCAUUUUGUUACAGGUCUUGAUUCCCAUUUCUCUCUAUGUUUCCAUUGAAAUUGUGAAGCUUGGGCAGAUAUAUUUUAUUCAAAGUGAUGUGGAUUUCUACAAUGAGAAAAUGGAUUCUACUAUUCAGUGCCGGUCGCUGAACAUCACCGAGGACCUUGGGCAGAUUCAGUACCUCUUUUCUGAUAAGACGGGAACUCUCACUGAGAAUAAGAUGGUUUUUCGAAGAUGUAGUGUGGCAGGUUUUGAUUAUUGCCAUGAAGAAAAUGCCAAGAGGUUAGAGUCCUACCUGGAAGCUGCCUCUGAAGAUGAAGAUUCCAUGGACACUCCCAGCGGCUCCCUCACCAAUAUGACAAAACCGAGGACCCCCAGCUGCAGGACAGUUCAUAAUGGGCCCUUGGGAAGUAAAUCCUUGAAUCAUCUUGCUGGGAGCUGUUUAGCUGUGGGAAGUGGAGAAGGAACCAGUGAAGUGCCUCACUCCAGACAGGCUGCUUUCAGUAGCCCCAUUGAAACAGAUGUGGUACCAGACACCAGGCUUUUGGACAAAUUUAAUCAGAUUACACCUCAACUUUUUACACCACUAGAUGAGACUGCCCCAAAUCCACCACUGGAGACUUUGUAUAUCAUUGACUUCUUUAUUGCAUUGGCAAUUUGCAACACUGUAGUGGUUUCUGCUCCUAACCAACCACGACAAAAGAUUGGACUCUCAUCACUGAGUGGAAUGCCUAUCAAGUCCUUGGAAGAGAUUAAAAACCUCUUCCAGAGAUUGUCUGUGCGAAGAUCAAGUUCGCCGUCACUUGCCAGUGGGAAAGAGCCAUCUUCUGGGAUCCCAAGUGCCUUUGUGAGCAGACUCUCUCUCUUUAGUCGAAUGAAACUGGCUUCACCUGUGGAGGAAGAGGUCUCCCAAACUAGCGAGAGCCCUCGGGACUCUAGUAAUUCUGCUCGCCCUACAGAGACUGAGAAACAGAACUGUGAUGCAGGCCUCACCGAUGGCAAGGUGGAAUGCUCCCCUGGACAGCCGUUGGCCUCCAGCCUGUGUUAUGAGGCUGAGAGUCCAGACGAAGCGGCCUUGGUGUAUGCCGCCCGGGCUUACCAAUGCACUUUACGGUCCCGGACACCAGAGCAGGUCAUGGUGGACUUCGCUGCUUUGGGGCCAUUAACGUUUCAACUCCUGCACAUCCUGCCCUUCGACUCAGUAAGAAAAAGAAUGUCUGUUGUUGUUCGACACCCCCUUUCCAACCAAGUCGUGGUAUACACAAAGGGUGCGGAUUCUGUAAUCAUGGAGUUGCUCUCUGUGGCUUCCCCGGAUGGAGCAAGUCUGGAAAAACAACAGAUGAUAAUAAGAGAGAAAACCCAGAAACACUUGGACGACUAUGCCAAACGAGGCCUACGCACGUUAUGUAUAGCGAAGAAGGUCAUGAGUGACACUGAAUACGCAGAGUGGCUGAGGAACCACUUUUUAGCAGAAACCAGCAUUGACCACAGGGAAGAGUUACUCCUUGAAUCUGCCAUGAGGUUGGAGAACAAGCUAACUUUACUUGGUGCUACUGGCAUUGAAGACCGUCUGCAGGAGGGAGUCCCCGAGUCUAUAGAAGCCCUUCAAAAAGCUGGCAUCAAGAUCUGGAUGCUGACAGGGGACAAGCAGGAGACAGCUGUCAACAUAGCUUAUGCAUGCAAACUACUGGAGCCAGAUGACAAGCUCUUUAUCCUCAAUACCCAGAGUAAAGAUGCCUGUGAGAUGCUGAUGAGCACAAUUUUGAAGGAACUUCAGAAGAAGAAUCCAGCCUGUCCAGAGCAAGCAUUGUUAAGUGAGGGCUUACACCAGUCCCCAGCCACACAGGACUCAGGGCUGCGGGCUGGACUCAUCAUCAAUGGGAAGACCCUGGAGUUCGCCCUGCAGGAGAGUCUGCAGAAGCAGUUCCUGGAGCUGACUGCCUGCUGUCAAGCUGUGGUCUGCUGCCGAGCCACCCCCCUGCAGAAAAGCGAGGUAGUGAAGUUGGUGCGCAACCAUCUCCAGGUGAUGACGCUGGCCAUCGGUGAUGGUGCCAAUGAUGUCAGCAUGAUACAGGUGGCAGACAUUGGGAUGGGGAUCUCCGGUCAAGAAGGCAUGCAGGCUGUGAUGGCCAGUGAUUUUGCCAUUUCUCAGUUCAAGCAUCUCAGCAAGCUCCUCCUUGUCCACGGGCACUGGUGCUAUACACGGCUUUCCAACAUGAUUCUGUAUUUUUUCUACAAGAACGUGGCCUAUGUGAACCUCCUUUUCUGGUACCAGUUCUUUUGUGGAUUUUCAGGAACAUCCAUGACUGACUACUGGGUUUUGAUCUUGUUCAACCUCCUUUUCACUUCCGCUCCUCCUGUCAUUUAUGGUGUUUUGGAGAAAGAUGUGUCUGCAGAGACCCUCAUGCAACUGCCCGAACUUUACAAGAGUGGUCAGAAAUCAGAGGCAUACUUACCCCUUACCUUCUGGAUCACCUUGUUGGAUGCCUUUUAUCAAAGCCUGGUCUGCUUCUUUGUGCCUUAUUAUACCUACCAGGGCUCAGACAUUGACAUCUUUGCAUUUGGAAACCCCCUGAACACAGCUGCUCUGUUCAUCAUUAUCCUCCACCUGGUGAUUGAAAGCAACAGUUUGACCUGGAUCCACAUGCUGGUCAUCGUUGGUAGUGUCUUGUCUUAUUUUCUCUUUGCCUUGGCGUUUGGAGCCAUGUGUGUGACUUGCAACCCGCCAUCCAACCCCCACUGGAUCAUGCAGGAGCACAUGCUGGAUCCAGUGUUCUACUUGGUUUGUGUCCUCGCAACCUGCGUCGCCCUUCUGCCAAGGUUUGUAUACCGAGUUCUUCAGGGAUCCCUAUUUCCAUCUCCAGUUCUAAGGGCGAAGCACUUUGACAGACUGACUCCAGAGGAGAGGACUAAAGCUCUCAAGAAGUGGGCAGAGGCUGGAAAGAUGGGCCAAGUGACACCCAAGAAUGCUGAACACUCAGACUCCAAGUCAGAGAAAAGAGCUAAGUCUGGCCCUGCUGACAGCUUUGCAAUGAUGUCAGCACCUUCUCGUCCUGUUGACCAGGGAGACUUCUCUGUCCAUGAAACUGCUUUGGACUCAGACUACUGUGAAACCAAGGCCUCAGGGAUGGCUGGGCCCCCAAAGGGUUAAAAAAAAAAAAAGCAUUGUAGCCUCCUUGGAGUUGCAAGUAUUCCCUCAGAUUUGGAAGAGGGACCUUGAAGAGGCACCUCUAUCAAGAAUGAAAUGGAUUUUUCCCUAAGGGACAUGAACAUUCAUUCUACUGUGCUUGGAAAAGCCAAUGUGAUGACCUUUAUCAUAUGUUUGUAGAUACAUUUGUAAAAGGACUUGGAGUGUGACCUGAACAGAGUUUAGGGAAGUGAAAUACUUAAUUCAGAAUCAAAUGCUUUUAUGAAACUUUUUGGACUUUGUAAAAGCUCUUUUAUUGUCUUACAAGUGCAGACAUUCUUAAGGGAUUCCUUUGAGAUGUAUUUAUUUAAUUGGGAGAUCUCCGAUUCCAGGGAAGUGUUUUCAAUGAGCAGACUCCAAUCUGAAUUGUUUUAAAUGAAGAAAAAGUAGUUUUCAGAUCAGUUAGAACUCCAAAGAGAAAAAAAUGUUACAUAUAAAUGGUUCACUUCCAGAAACAAAAUUCAAAGAACCUUCUAAUGACAGUGUACCUAAAAUAGGGUAAUAGCUAUACUAUUUGAAAUGGAGUUAGUGAUUAUUAGUAGCUUAUUUCAUGCAGGAAGAUGCCUUUGGUCGCCUGCAGAUGUUAGGCAUAUCUUUCUGCUCAUGUCAGUGUUCUCUUGAGGGGGAGUCUUCAUUGGGAAAGGGCAGAGGGAUGCCAGGGUUCCGUAGGAAUGUGUUUCUCUCUCAGCUUUCAGUCAAAAGACAACCUUUUAUGAGGUCUGCCUCUAUGCAGCUGUUGUCAGUUGGGACACAGACCAUAGGUAGGGGCAGACAGAAUCAGCUGAGUCUCUAGCCUAUUUGGCAAUUUCUUGUAUUCUAAAACUUACAAUCGAAAGCCUGAUCAAAAUGAGACAAUCAAUUUCAAAACAGUCUUUCAGAGACCAUUUGAGGGUUCAUGGUCCUUACAGAAUCCUACAAAUUCUCUGGUGUUACAACUUUUAAAAGUGAUUUACUGUGAAUUGGGACUGAUACAGGUGGUUCUCAGAAGGAUUUCAUGAGGUUCUUAGAAAACUUCAUUUUUUAAAUAUAUUUUAGGACAGGAAUGUCCAUAGCAAGUUACUUGCUGUUGCAAAUCAUGUAUGCUGGCUUUAGUUGGAACAAAGUGUAGUUUACCAAGUAAGCCCAGGUAUUAUAAGAUCAUCUAUUCUUGUUGAGUUCUUUUUAAAAUUCAGUAUCUAUUCAUCUGAACAUUGUCAGCCACUAGUCACCCAGAAUCUCCUUCCUGAAAUCUCCAUGCUAAUAUUCUCUGUCUGUAUCAAGGUCUUAUGACUAUUAAUCUGUUAUUCUCAGGGCUUGAUAUUUUCCUGAUACCUACUUUCCUGGUCUGACAUUUUUUUUUUUUUAUAACUGUCUGAUGCUACUACAAAUAGUCUUUUAUACAGACUGAUUUCUAGAACUUUCAAAAUCCCACAUGGAUAUUAGAGGUUGCUUUCUGCUUUCUUAAUGAUUUUUUUAAAAUUGUUUAAUAAAUAAUUUGUACAAAAAACUGUCAUCAUUCCUGUAGAUACCACUGAACCUAAUAGUAAUUGUUACCUGAGCUUAGAAGGAAGCUCUUAAAGCACACCUUUUACCAGAAUAUUGUAGUGACCUUUUCUUAUAUGGAAAAAUCAGUAAUGUCAUAGCAGCUGGCAUUCAUUCUCUGAAUAUAAAUAAAGGGUUAGAAUGUAAAGAGAAAAGAAUAAGCCAAGAAGACUAAGAAAAAAAGUUAAGUUUCCAGAUGUCAAGUAUCCGUACGUAAGAGUAGAAGAAACUCGAGUGUUCAUGUUAUGUGUCCGCAAUCUCUUAUCCACAAUUCUAAAAUCCCAAGAGGUCUGAAACGUGAGGGUUUUUUCAUAAGUUAGGCACAAAUUAAAUGUACCAGACAGAUGUAAAACUAUUUAUUCAGUAUAAUUAUUCAGGUGUUUUGCUACAAAAAUGUAUAACUGGGUGCUAAACUGUAUUGUAUCUUUUAGAUUCUGAAAAAUUCAGGAUUCUGUCACACAGCUAGCCCUCAGGCAAAAAAAGAUUUGGGAUCCAUAUCAAGCCCUUAACAGGCCUCAUUUACAAGUGAGUAACCUUUACACAAAGUUACUGCAUUUUGGUGUUCAAUAUAUUUUCCCAAAUUUGAGGGAUCAUUGUUCUUUAUAGCCAGAAAAAAAUGGUUAAUAAUGUGUAUUUUGAGGUAUAAUUUUAUCCCAAAAGAUUUAUAAAAGAAUUAUUCCAGGCUCCCAAAAUGUACUCUGUAGACAUGAAAGAUCCUUGGACUCUUACCAGGAUCAAAGUUUUCUUUGGACACUUAAGUAACCUGAGACUAUUAGCAACCUUUCACUUCAAAAAGCCAUCCGUUACCUAAAAUAAAAGAGCACGUUCCUGUGAGAGGGAGUCCAAGACAGGUAAAUUCAGGUUGGUAGGCGGCUGGGGCCAACAAUUAUGGUGGGAGACACAGUUUCCUGGGACUUUCCAUCCAUGUUCUAUGUCCAAUAAAAAAAUAAA
Messenger RNA from Prionailurus viverrinus (fishing cat), 7047 nucleotides. RefSeq names its product ATPase phospholipid transporting 10D (putative) (gene ATP10D). The record is from RefSeq and is a predicted model, not a curated record. Gene Ontology annotation, cellular component: plasma membrane. Bases 268 to 4539 code for a protein of 1423 amino acids. Lineage: Eukaryota; Metazoa; Chordata; Mammalia; Carnivora; Felidae. Gene Ontology annotation, biological process: phospholipid translocation. The transcript is spliced from 23 exons. Gene Ontology annotation, molecular function: ATP binding; magnesium ion binding; ATPase-coupled intramembrane lipid carrier activity.